AUGGAGUGUGAUUCUGGCGAGGGGAAGGCACCAAGGCAUGUGGCAACCACUGCGGGAGAGGGUGGGAAUGAGGAUGCAGAGAAAAGGGCAGCUGAAACUACUGCUGCUGCGGCUGCUGCUGCUGCUGCUGCUGCUGCCGCGGCUGCUGCUGCAGGCGAAGGAAUGGAAGCAUUGGGUGGCCCGGUAUUCAGCUUCGGGUCAGGUGAAGGCUCGGAGCAAAGUCCGAAGCGAAGUUCGGAGGGAGGUUCGGAACAAGGGAAAGAUCGGAAGCGGGACGCAGGAGCUGCUGACGGGAUGCAGGAAAUGCAAAUGGUAUUAGGUGGUGUGACUGUACGAAAUGUGACAGUACCGAGUGUGACUGUACCGAAUGUGACUUCAACGGGUGUGACAGGACACGGUGUGAUUACAGAGGGGGGUGAGGAGGAGUUUAUAGUGAGUGGUUCGGAGCACGGCUUGUGGCUGCCGAGCCUGACGGAUUUCCAAAUCAAGAAGCUUGAGGAGUGGUUCGGCAUGGACCUGAACCCGUCUCCGGAGCAAAAAGCGAGCCUCGGCAACAGCCUCGGGCUGCUGCCACAGCAGAUCUCUUCCUGGUUGCACCACCGUCGCCUGCAGCACACAGUGAAGCAGCAACAAGCAGAGCUAGAAACCCUCCGAUCAGCCUUUUCUCGCCUGCAAGCGUCAGCGAGUGGCAUGAGUGCGGAUUAUGAGCUGCUUCAAGCGGACUACCACACCCUCUUGGAUAAGAAGGAGGAGCUAACCAGCAAGCUGUCUGACGUGGCAUCCAGGCUGGCAGCAAAGCAUCGUUCCUUGAGCUCCAGCAAUCCAGGUAGUUCUGGGGCAGGCGUUUCCCAGACAGGUGUUUUCCGGGCAGGAUCUGCCGAAGCAGGUGUCGAUCGGGCAGGUUGGAACCGAGCAGAUGGGUCUCCAAGGGAGGGAGAAGAGCGGGCUGCAGUUACACCAACAGGAAAAAAGAAGGAAUUUGGGGUUGGAUUGGGGGAUUGCUCCGUUUCCCCCGGUUCAUCCCCCACACUCGUCUCCCCAUCCCCUCCCACCUCUUCCCACCACACUGACUCUACUCCGUCUCCUCCUCCUGCUACCGCAAUCCCUGGUUCUAGUCAUCCGGAUCCCUGGCAAUUAGCUAAGAGGCAGAAGCGACCGUGCGACACGGUUUUCCAGGCAGGGGAAGCAGCAGAAGAAGAAGCAGCAGGAGGGGUCACAGCAGCAGCAGCAGCAGCAGCAUCAGCACCAGCAACAGCACCAACAGGACCAGUAACGUCCCAAGGGAAUCAUUCCUUCAUCCCUCCUUUGGUCUUUCCUCCCACCUCCCCUGUGGUGUUCGAACAAGGAGGCAUCUGGGCACAGGAUACACCUGAUACAUCACCUGAUACUGCCGGUAACGUACCUGUUACAAUCCCCGGUUCUGCGGUUACCAGCAACACCAUGCUUCAGGAGGGUCCUACAGGUUCCGAGCCUGCUGCUGAUUGCGCCCGGCCUCCACAAGACCUGUUCCCCAUGAUGGCUGGUAAGCCACCAAACCUGCUGCUUAGGUUCGGAGAACAGGGAGAUGCCGAGCCUGGAUUUCCUGGUAUGGAGGCCCUUGGGGACCUGAACUCACCCCAUGGAUUUUGGAACCACACGGAAUGA
Closterium sp. Yama58-4 is the source of this 1644-nucleotide messenger RNA. Lineage: Eukaryota; Viridiplantae; Streptophyta; Zygnematophyceae; Desmidiales; Closteriaceae. The record is from the annotation of a GenBank genome assembly.